AUGAGUAUAUAUUCAUCAGUGAACUUACCUGGUGUCAUAAAGUUACAACAGAAUCCCUGUAAAAUCUGGAAAAUUCAUAAAACUAAAUCGGGUAAAGUACCAGUGGAACCUAAAACACCAGAAACAGUCAAAGAAGUGUGGGAUUUAGUUAUUAAUGGAAUACCUAUUAUUAAUAAAAGAAUUAUUGGAUUCUGUAAUUCAGUGCCAGGAUUUUCCAGUUUAUGUUCUGAAGAUCAACAACCAAUGGUAAAACAUGCUUACUAUAGUAUAUGGAUGUUGACUACAAGUGAAUUUUUCAUUAAUGGUGAAAGUUAUCUUCGAUUUCCUAAUGGCAGAUUUUAUACUAAAUUCUGGAUGAAGAAUUUUUUAACAGAGAAACGGGUUGCUCACAUCUUUGCUUUUGCUGAAAAAUUUAAUCGAUUGAAGUUAACUGAUACAGAAGUGGGAAUUCUGAGUGCCAUUCAGCUAAUGACUUAUGAUUGUGAUGAAUUGAUACUGGAGAAUGCUCAAAGUGUCCAGAUAUUAAAUGUUCAUUAUCUAGAUAUAUUGGUGCAAUUGAUAUGUGAAAGUCAUCCAAACACUAUGUGUGAAACCUUAUUAGAAAUCUUGAGUCUAUUUCCACAUUUAUGUUACAUUAAUAAAAUGCAGCGUGAUAUGGCAGCCGAAUUUUUACUAAAUAAACCACCAAGGCCAGACAAGAAAGCAGCAGAAGACAGUGUGAAAAGUUGA
Messenger RNA from Lottia gigantea (owl limpet), 729 nucleotides. RefSeq lists its product as hypothetical. The record is from RefSeq and is a predicted model, not a curated record. The transcript has 7 exons. Bases 1 to 729 code for a protein of 242 amino acids. Gene Ontology annotation, biological process: positive regulation of transcription by RNA polymerase II; negative regulation of transcription by RNA polymerase II; cell differentiation. Gene Ontology annotation, molecular function: nuclear receptor activity; RNA polymerase II cis-regulatory region sequence-specific DNA binding. NCBI's taxonomy places the organism in Eukaryota, Metazoa, Mollusca, Gastropoda, Lottiidae.